This is a messenger RNA of Photinus pyralis (common eastern firefly), 1524 nucleotides long. RefSeq lists its product as uncharacterized. Bases 211 to 1509 code for a protein of 432 amino acids. Gene Ontology annotation, cellular component: nucleus. Gene Ontology annotation, molecular function: protein binding. The transcript is spliced from 5 exons. NCBI's taxonomy places the organism in Eukaryota, Metazoa, Arthropoda, Insecta, Coleoptera, Lampyridae. The record is from RefSeq and is a predicted model, not a curated record.
GUUUAUAAACAAAGGUAGUACUGUAUCUUUUGAACAAUAAAUUAUAGGCCGUAUUAAAGACGUAAUCAUAAUUGGAAUUUCCCACAUUUAACAUCGGGCAUGCGCAUUUGCGCGGUAGUACGUCACGACAGUACUAAACAAAAUGGCAUCCGUAAUAAAGCGCGUUCGUACUUGUAUAUGAUAUACAUAGACCUGCAAAAUUAAAGAAAAAUGGAAAGUACCCUUGAGAGCCCUGCGGAAUGCAAUAACACCCUAAGUAUCGCUAAUUUCAACACAAACCCUUGGACAUCGACACCAAAUGGGACGAACAGAAAUCAAACCUAUUUGUUUAUCGCUGUGGAAUACGUUAAGGAUACGGAUGAAUAUAAGAUUUCCACAGAGGACUUCGCAACCCGAACGACAACGACAAUUACCGACUUCCAAGAUCAUGUAAGUCCGUUGGAUCCCAAUAUGAGCUCGGCAGCGUGUUACAGUCCAUCGGCGAACGAUCCCGACAUUGCGUAUAACAACUCUGUUGUUGUACCACAACUAAUCACCUCCAAUACCAACCAACCAUUACUCAAUGCGAGUCGUGAUUCGUUCAUCAAUCAGCUAGUCGAACCAAACGCACCACUAGAACACAUACCGAACCUAACGAAUUCGGAAACGAACCUUCUGAAAGAAGUUGUCAGCAAUAGAUAUCUAUUAAACCAAGAGCCCACAACGAAUCCUCCGAAUCCGGGUGUUCUGCAGUUGGUGUCCGAUCGGAAUCCCGAACAAGAAGUGGAACUGUUAAUUACCGACCAAACAACCGGCAUAUCGUAUAACGUCAGCACUCAGGAGUACUUAGUCGAACGAUGCUUGGCCGACGAGCAACACCUAUUAGAUGCUCUAGCCCCCGAUCCCCUACUGGAUCCCGACCUUUUAACAUUGGACGUCUCCACUUUAAAGUCACAACUGCCCGAUAUCGUCGAGGCGGCUGAACUCAUCUCCAACUCGGUGAUACAGCAGAACUUGACCGAUUUAGAAAUUAAAACUGAGGACUUCGAGGAGAAGGAGAAUGAGAAUCUGCGGAGAUCGCUUAGGCAGCACGAUCUGAAGUUGAACGAGAAGGAAGAGGGUAUCUUAUUGAACAAAAUUCGUACAAUAAGCGACAAACCUGUGGAGUCGCGUGCGAAAGCAACACUGCCGGCCCAUUACUUGGCAAUCAUUAAAAACGAUAAGGGGGGAUACGGCGUGUUCGCCCAGAAGUUGAUCCCGAAGCAGACACAGUUCGGUCCGCUCGAGGGGCUUGUGGUGGUUAACGACUGUCAGCCCGAUAGCGAGGGUUUUCACUUGCUGGUGGAGUCUGACAAUGGAACGGUCCAUCGUUUGGAUGUUUCGGACGAUCGUGUUGCUAAUUGGAUGUGUUACGUGAGACGAGCCGAAACUUACAUGGAACAGAAUGUAGUCGUCGUUCAACGGGGUAGUUCUCUGUUUUAUAAUACUGUGACGAAUAUAUUGCCGAAACAGGAACUGUUGGUAAGUUAGUCGGUUUCUUCGUGU